AUGUCUUCGAAAGCUCGGUCAACCCCUGUGGCAGACUCAAGGGACAGGCUCACCCUGUCUAGGCUGGCGAACUAUGACGAUGUAGCGACUGAUGCCCUCAUUGAUCGCGCAUAUUUCUGGACUACAAUUCGAAAGAAUCGUACCAAGUUCGCUCCUGGAAGAGGCAUCCUUGAAGAUGUCGUAACCAAAAUUCUUCUUCACAAGGUGAUUGUUGAAAAGAACCCACGCGCAGCUGAGCAAGAGCUUUUGGCUAUGAAAGGCCUCAAGAAAUACCUCGAUAGCUUGCCGAACGAUCGAGAGCGAGAAUGGUUUAAACGUCAUUUUCGAAAAUAUAUUCAUAUCUAUCUGCCGGACUGUCCAUUCGAGAUAUCGACUACGAAUCGGUAUACCAUUAUUGAGCAUGAGGCAUCUGUGGUAGCCCGUCGAAAUAUCAAGAAAGGCGAAGAAAUCAAAUACCUUUGUGGGACUCUGGUAUCAAUGACCCGCCAAGAAGAACUCGAUUUGGGCUUCAACCGGAAGGACUUUAGCAUUGUCAUGUCGAGCAGGAGGAAGAACCCAUCGUUGUUUCUAGGACCAGCACGUUUCGCAAACCAUGACUGCAACGCUAAUGGAAGGUUGUCGACGAGAGGAAACGACGGCAUGCAAGUCAUUGCUGCCCGUGAUAUAGAACUGGGAGAAGAAAUCACGGUAUCUUAUGGCGAAGACUACUUUGGUAUUGACAAUUGCGAAUGUCUUUGUGAGACAUGUGAACGUACAGUUCGGAACGGAUGGUCUCCGGCGGUGUCUGUGCCAACAAGUCUGGUCUCAACGCCUUUCCGAGACGCGGAAAUUGACCCAAGCAACCCAAAGAAAGAAAAUCAUGCAUCUCAGACGGUUCAACUCCCAGGAAAUGACGCUCAUGUGGCAACUGAAACUAUCACGAUGAGCGAAACGGAACACAACGGAAAGAGGAAAUUCAACAGUGACAGCGAUUCAGAGCUGUCCAGUCCAUCUACCCCCAACAAAAGAUUCAAAUUUGAGCAUCGGCAAUCGAAACUACGAGAGGAACUUCUUCUAUCUGAAGUCGCGGAGUCAAUCGAAAAAUCGCCUAUCCCAGUUACUGCGCAGGGGCCUCCCCAGCCAAUCCCGACACUGCAAAGUCCUCCUGACCAAACAAUUUCUACAGAUGCGGAGCAAAACACAGCAAGCUCUACUGAAAACGAUUCACCCUCAUAUUCUUCCGAUGAAAGUAAUCCAUCCAUAUCAACGCCGGCUACUUCUGUUUCUGGAAUCGCUCCCGAUAUCAAGAUAGAGUCAAUUGAAACGAGCACAGUGCCGGCGGUAUCCGGGUCCUCUUCGAUUCAACAGUCUCCCGGUAAAGACAUUACCAACAUUACAGACACGUCAAUCGCCCAAUCCUCUCAGAUAAGUGAGGUAAAUGAACGAAAAUCCAGAAGCAGAACCAGUACACCUCGUAAACGAGCCCUACCGUCCGUGGAGCAGGUGGAUAUCAUAGUGAACCGAGUCCCGGGUGACUACACGAGAACGGACAUGCUCUUGGCCCAGCGCUAUGAUCGAUGGGUAGAUUGCCGGACCUGUUCUGCGUGGUUCGUUCAAGAAAACGCAUAUCAAACCCGGAAAGAAUGCCCCCGCUGCGAACGCCAUUCAAAACUGUACGGUUACCGCUGGCCCAAGACUGACCCAGAGGGCUCUCCCGAUGAAGAUCCUCGCGUCAUGGAUCAUCGUACCGUGCAUAGAUUUUUAUCGGCCGAAGAAGAAGCCAAGGUUGAUCGUAAACAUCGCUCUGGCGUAGUGACACCGACGCCAACCCCAGAAAUCAUUCCAUUGGAUACUCGAAGCGAGACCGAGUUCAGUGAUUAUGAGGGCCGUCGUUUGACACGGGCCAGUCGGAUUCGUGCUCGUUCCCUUCGAUUGACUCAGUGA
Molecule: messenger RNA, 1923 nt
Organism: Talaromyces marneffei
Lineage: Eukaryota; Fungi; Ascomycota; Eurotiomycetes; Eurotiales; Trichocomaceae
Exons: 2
Coding region: 1-1923 (640 amino acids)
Cellular component (GO): nucleus
Molecular function (GO): protein binding; histone H4K20 methyltransferase activity
Source: RefSeq, a predicted model, not a curated record